Molecule: messenger RNA, 1549 nt
Organism: Pecten maximus
Lineage: Eukaryota; Metazoa; Mollusca; Bivalvia; Pectinida; Pectinidae
Product: recQ-mediated genome instability protein 2-like
Exons: 4
Coding region: 66-500 (144 amino acids)
Biological process (GO): DNA repair; negative regulation of double-strand break repair via homologous recombination; maintenance of rDNA
Cellular component (GO): cytosol; nuclear speck
Source: RefSeq, a predicted model, not a curated record
ACAAUUUGUGGGAAACUCGAACUUCGUCGAAAAAGAAAAACAGUCGGGAACAAUUAAGCUUUAAGAUGUCCAAACUUCUUGAUUUACCAUCAAAGAAGGUGUUUAUCAACGACCUGAGGACAUGCCAGAGAGUUACAGUUCCAUCUGAAGAGUCCGACCAGGUGAAGAAAAUGAAAACAUGGCAGAUGUACUGCCACGGGCGACAAUUCCAACUGUCUGUGGUCUGGAUACAGGGGACAGUCACAGAGGUUGAUGACAAUAGUGAUCUUGUCCUGUUAGAUGACGGCACUGGGGCAGCCAAGGUCCUAGGUUGCAGCAAAAUACCAUUCCUUGGGGAGAAGAUUAAGACUGGUCAGUAUGUGAUGGUGAUUGGUCAGCUAGCAAGUGCAGGAUCUAUACCCCAGCUACGUGCCAUCAAGGUCCAGAACCUCAGUCAUAUGUUGGAGAUGGAGAAAAGCUGGUCUUUGGAGGUCACAGACCAAAUGAUGUUGGUCAGCUGAUAUAUGAAGGUCACAAGGGUCUGAUGUUGGUCAGUUGAGAUAUGAAGGCCAAAGUGAUAGGAUAUUGGUAAGCUGAGAACUGAUGGUCACAGGGAUAUGAUGUCGGUCAUGUGAGAUAUGAAGGCUACAGUGAUAGGAUAUUGGUAAGCUGAGAACUGAUGGUCACACCUGUCACAGGGAUAUGAUGUCGGUCAUGUGAGAUAUGAAGGCCACAGUGAUAGGAUAUUGGUAAGCUGAGAACUGAUGGUCACAGGGAUAUGAUGUCGGUCAUGUGAGAUAUGAAGGCCACAGUGAUAGGAUAUUGGUAAGCUGAGAACUGAUGGUCACAGGGAUAUGAUGUCAGUCAUAUGAGAUAUGAAGGGCACUUAUGUCAGCUUAACCGUGUCAAAAGCAUCUUGGAUGAAUAACCAGAUACCAGAUAGUCAUACUAGAGAGGCCUCACCUGACCAGUACAUAGGGUAUCACUGACUUCUGGUGUGUAAUCACUCCACAGGAAUUCUAAAAUCAAACAGUAGCCUUCUCCACGGUAUAGUCGUCAUUAGAGGCCUGAUAAUAAACCCAGUAACUUAAACUAUAAAACAGAAAGAUAUAUCAUUGUCAAGUGGGACGUCGACGACACUGUUAAUCCAAAGCAAUAAUGCUGAUGCAGACUUUUCGGAACAAAAUGUUAGGAUAUUAAAUCAAAAGAAAGCUUUAGCUGAUCAUCCGAAUAAUGUUGCAUACUUGGCAGGGUGUCUUGUUACUGGCAUAUCAGUACAAUGUUCUAACAAAUAUCAAGUCAUGAGGGCAUUUCUAAAUGUAAUCAUGAAAAUAAAUAGGGUUUUCCUUAAAAUUUUGUUUUGUAUGGUACCACAGACUUUUAAGUUUGGAUGUCCAAUUCUUAAAGGAAUUCUUUCCAGUGUGACGAAUCAUGUUCAGUCCAAGUUUUUGAUAUGGUUACCCGGUAUGCACUUUAUAUUGUUAUGAAAACUUUGUUUUGUUAUUCAGUGUUACUUUAUACAAUAUGUUUUGUUGUCAUUUACAAUUCAAAUAAAAUUUUAUGGAAGUAA